ACAUCCAACCCACUGAAAAGAGAGAUAUUAAGGAGCUUCACCUACAGACCUGCUGGAGGUUUAUAUACCCUCUAAAAGUUUCCAACUAAAAAAAGAAUCAGAGCCUCAGCUUGCAAAAUUAGAGCUGAACUUAAAUUUUUCCACAAAAGAGGUUUCUUGAAGAAACCAUGGAGAUCGGAGGGGCAUUCGUUCUGCGGAAAAGGCAAGUUCUGAUUAUCUUUGUUUUACUGGGAUUGUCUCAGGCAGGUCCUGAGUCUGUGCGCUAUUCUGUGGCAGAGGAAACAGAAAUUGGCUCUUUUGUGGCCAAUCUGGCAAGGGAUCUGGGGCUUGGGGUGGAGGAGCUCUCUUCGCGGGAGGCGCGGGUAGUGUGUGAUGAUAAUGAAAAGCAUUUGCACCUCGAUUUGCUGACCGGGGAUUUGCUAGUAAAUGAGAAACUGGACCGGGAAGAGCUGUGUGACUCCACGGAGCCCUGUGUGCUGCAUUUUCAGAUGGUACUGGAAAACCCUUUACAGUUUUUUCGGGCUGAGCUGCAUAUCAAAGAUAUAAAUGACCACUCCCCUACAUUUCUUGACAAGGAAAUAGUUAUUAAAAUAUCAGAGAGUACCAUUAUUGGAACCACAUUCCUAAUGGAGAGUGCCCAAGAUUUGGAUGUAGGAAGCAACAAUCUCCAAAACUACACAGUUAGCCCGAAUUCUCACUUGUACAUUAAAAUUCAAGACAGUGGUGAUGGAAAGAUAUACCCUGAACUGGUCCUGCACAGAGCGUUGGACCAUGAGGAGGAGCCUGAGCUCAGAUUAACACUCACAGCACUGGAUGGUGGAUCCCCGCCCAGGUCUGGGACAACUUUGGUCCUCAUCAAGGUCUUGGACAUCAAUGACAAUGCCCCAGAGUUUCCUCAGAGGCUCUAUGAGGUGCAGGUCCUGGAGGACACACCUGUUGGCUCUUGGAUUAUCACCAUCUCUGCUAAGGAUGUGGAUGCAGGACACUAUGGGAAAAUAUCUUACACAUUUUUUCAUGCAUCAGAAGAUAUUCGUAAAACAUUUGAAAUCAAUCCACUAUCUGGGGAAGUUCAUUUGCGAUCACACUUGGAUUUUGAAGCAAUACAGUCAUACAUUAUAAAUAUUCAGGCAACAGAUGGUGGGGGUCUUUCGGAAGAAUGCACUCUUCUGGUUAAAGUAAUAGAUAUAAAUGACAAUCCACCAGAAGUGACCAUGUCAUCAAUUACAAAGAUAAUUCCAGAGAGCGCCUCAGAGACCCUUGUGGCUCUUUUUAGUGUCCGAGACCAAGACGCUGGGGAAAAUGGGAGGGUCGUUUGCUCUAUUCAAGAUGACCUCCCAUUUUUUCUGAAACGGACCUUCAAGAACUUUUUCACUCUAGUUGCAGAAAAAGCACUGGACAGAGAGGAAAGAGCCGAGUACAACAUCACCAUCACCGUCACUGACAUGGGAACCCCCAGGCUGAAAACCGAGCACAACAUAACCGUGCUGGUGUCCGACGUCAACGACAACGCCCCCGCCUUCACCCAGACCUCCUACACCCUGUCCGUCCGCGAGAACAACAGCCCCGCCCUGCACAUCGGCAGCGUCCGCGCCACAGACAGAGACGCGGGCGCCAACGCCCAGGUCACCUACUCGCUGCUGCCGCCCCUCGACCCGCACGUGCCCCUGGCCUCCCUGGUGUCCAUCAACCCGGACAACGGCCACCUGUUCGCCCUGAGGUCCCUGGACUACGAGGCCCUGCGGGCGUUCGAGUUCCGCGUGGGCGCCGCCGACCGCGGCUCGCCCGCGCUCAGCAGCCAGGCGCUGGUGCGCGUGCUCGUGGCGGACGACAACGACAACGCGCCCUUCGUGCUGUACCCGCUGCAGAACGCCUCGGCGCCCUGCACCGAGCUGGUGCCCAGGGCGGCCGAGGCGGGCUACCUGGUGACCAAGGUGGUGGCGGUGGACGGCGACUCGGGCCAGAACGCCUGGCUCUCGUACCAGCUGCUCAAGGCCACGGAGCCCGGGCUGUUCGGCGUGUGGGCGCACAACGGCGAGGUGCGCACGGCCCGGCUGCUGAGCGAGCGCGACGCGGCCAAGCACAGGCUGGUGGUGCUGGUCAAGGACAACGGCGAGCCGCCGCUGUCGGCCAGCGUCACGCUGCACGUGCUGCUGGUGGACGGCUUCUCGCAGCCCUACCUGCCGGCCCCGGAAGCGGAAGCGGCGGACGCGGCGCCGGCCGCCCCUCUCACCGUCUACCUGGUGGUCUCCUUGGCGUCGGUGUCGUCGCUCUUCCUUUUCUCGGUGCUGGUGUUCGUCGCGGUGCGGCUGUGCAGGCGGAGCGGGGCGGCCUCGGAGGGUCGCUGCUCGGUGCCCGAGGGCCCCUUUCCGGGCCACCUGGUGGACGUCAGCGGCACGGGGACCCUGUCCCAGAGCUACCAGUACGAGGUGUGUCUCAUGGGAGGUACUGGGACGAAUGAGUUUAAAUUUCUGAAGCCGAUUAUCCCUAAUCUUCCAGUCCAAGACACCGGUAGGCAUAUAGGGGAAAAUGAGAACUUUAGGAAUAGCUUUGGAUUCAACAUUCAAUAAAAUAAUUUACUUUAAACUUCUAAUCUUUUGUCAUUCUUGGCAAACUGUGGAUCCAUUUUGCCAAUCUGUAAUAGAUUUUACGUUGGACGGUAGUUGCAUGCAUUAUCAUUUCUCAUGUUCUCCUCACAGUUGCUUUAAAAAUCUUUAUUUGUGGCUAUAAUGACAUGGAAAAAUAAUCUGUGU
Molecule: messenger RNA, 2750 nt
Organism: Eubalaena glacialis (North Atlantic right whale)
Lineage: Eukaryota; Metazoa; Chordata; Mammalia; Artiodactyla; Balaenidae
Product: protocadherin beta-14
Exons: 1
Coding region: 168-2567 (799 amino acids)
Biological process (GO): homophilic cell-cell adhesion
Cellular component (GO): plasma membrane
Molecular function (GO): calcium ion binding
Source: RefSeq, a predicted model, not a curated record